Molecule: messenger RNA, 1013 nt
Organism: Aspergillus glaucus CBS 516.65
Lineage: Eukaryota; Fungi; Ascomycota; Eurotiomycetes; Eurotiales; Aspergillaceae
Exons: 2
Coding region: 83-817 (244 amino acids)
Molecular function (GO): protein binding
Source: RefSeq, a predicted model, not a curated record
AAAAGCCAGAGGUCCAGGUCCAGGUCGCUAGCAGAGUCGUUUGAUUUGUUUGUUUGUUUGUUUUUCAGAAUAACCCCCUAAAAUGCCUCACGCAAUCUUCUCCAUCCCCGAAAUCUUCGAAUCAAUCCUCCUCUCCAUCGACCUACACACCCUCCUCCUAUCUCAACGAGUCUGCAAGAAAUUCCACGCCCUCAUAAGCACCUCAAGCGCUCUCCAAGAAGCCCUGUUCUUCAAGCCAGUCCGCCAUCAGCUGCCAUAUGGAUCCGAAGACCGUGUUCGCAAUUCUCUCGUCGAAGACUAUCUCUGGCAAUCACAGUUUCUACAGAGCCACAACGAUGCAUUGACCAGACCCGAGGCGAGUUGGCGACGGAUGGUCUUUCAACAGCCACCUACCUCGACGAUUUGUGUUAUUGAGUACUCGCAGUUUUGGGGAAAGCCGCGGUACCGGCGGUUUAAGUUCACGAAGGCGGAUGGUGGUUGUUUGCGGAUGGAGGAUGUUGUGACUGCUGUUCCGGGGAUGGAUGCGAAUACGGAUUGUAUUAGUAUUCUGGUUCCGGGGGAGGAUAAGUGGAUAUUAUGGCAUGAGCCGUCUCUCGAUCUUGACAAGGUGAAGAAACUGGAGGAGAAAUAUGAGAAUGAGAGGGCGGCCACGACUACGAUGUUUCUGGAGGACUGUGACUUUGUCGUUUUCGUUAGAGUCUGCGGUUAUCUUCGUCCGGGGGCGUGGCAUGAUGUGGGGGAACGGCAGUUGACGGGGUGGUUGGAGUCGAUUGGGAAGGGGGAGUAUGUCGAGGACGUCGAGAAUUACGAUGAGUGAUUUGUUCGACCUGCUUUGUGGGACCGUACAACGGUUCAAGGGCCCAGAUGUUUUAUUUUUUCUAUUGUACAGGGGAAAGGCGGAGAUAGUGAUAUCUAGAAGACAAUGGUUUUCUGAGAUUACAGGCGUGUCGAUAUAGAACGGCGAGGACUCUACAGUUCUCCCCACUUCUCGAAGUUUUAGUCCUCUUUAUGCA